AUGGCGGGCUUCAACCACAGCCAUGAAGAGGUGGCCUUCGACUCUCAGCGCAAUGUGGACCUUCGCAUCCUGCCCCUGGGAAGGUUGAUGCCUCACAGCCAGAAGUUCAUGAACGACACUCUCCAAAAUAAGGUGAACAUGAUGGAAGGGCGUAUUGUAGGCUUCAUUGAUCGCCUUCGCAAAACAACAGGUGUGGAAGCCACAGAAAAUGUUGCCAUCCCAGUGCAGGAGCCCACGUGGGUUGCUGGGCAGAUCUGUUGUGACAGUGACGAGGGCCGCCUAAACCCAACUUCCAUCGAGUUGAUGGGCUCCCUGCUGUACUCUGAAGGAUCAGUUGCCAAGCUUGACGUCUCUCGCCUGCAGAACUAUCGAUUGUACCCUGGCCAAGUCGUUGCUGUUCAAGGGGUCAAUCCAACUGGAGAGACGUUUGUAGCAAUGGACCUGAUCACCAAAUGCCCCAAGCCCAUGCAUUCAACGGCAAGUCAGCAGCUUCAGCUGUCAGUCCCGACGCCUGCAAAGUUUCGGCUGCUGGUCGCCUCAGGGCCCUUCACAACAAUGGGCGACCUUAGGUAUGGUCCUCUGAAGAAGUUAGGGGAGCUGUGCAGACAAGAAAAGUUCGAUGCUGCCUUGCUGAUUGGGCCAUUUGUGGAUGUCGAUCACCCAAUGCUCUCUAAGGGAUCCAUAGACAUCAGCUUCGAGGAGCUUUUCCAAAGUGAGGUGGGUACCCAACACUCAAAGGUCCAAAAUGCAGUCAACGUCCUUCAACCUCCCAUGCUGGGCUUCUGA
Molecule: messenger RNA, 786 nt
Organism: Ostreobium quekettii
Lineage: Eukaryota; Viridiplantae; Chlorophyta; Ulvophyceae; Bryopsidales; Ostreobiaceae
Source: the annotation of a GenBank genome assembly